Molecule: messenger RNA, 1161 nt
Organism: Klebsormidium nitens
Lineage: Eukaryota; Viridiplantae; Streptophyta; Klebsormidiophyceae; Klebsormidiales; Klebsormidiaceae
Source: the annotation of a GenBank genome assembly
CGAUAGACUAAAUUAGGGUUCCGCUUGGUGCAAGCACAUGGCCGCCUGAUUUGAAAUGGUGGCGCAGAACUCUCCGGCCCUGAUCAGCUUUCUCUGCGCGCUAGAGAAGCUAGAACGUGGCUAGUAGCAAGGAAGGUGGUCACACAUGGACGUAGGUCCUUAGAAUUCCCCUUUCGUAAGAGGUUCUCAUUGUCGUUCGCUUCUUGGUCUUGGCAGAGGAGUGUCUGCAAGACGCCACAAUCACUGUGAAGAUGGGUUUCUUAGGAGCAAUUUUGCUUCUGUCACUGGUCCUGGGCGCUUUUGCGGACGACAAUCCUGUGUACAAUCCAUGCGGGGAUGCCCCUGCUGUGGCAAGAGGAGACGGCUUUACAUUUGCAGUUGCUCUUGGAUCGGAUCCAACCUUUUGGCAUGGGUUGUCUCCUUGCGACCCCAACCUCGUGCAAGUGCCUGAGAUUCUUCCAAGUGGAACUUCAAUGGCAGUCUUUAGACCCAAGGUAGAUGAGUUGUCGCUCAUUCGCUUCAACAAUAUCAGCCUGAACAACUUAAACAAUCAGUUCCCUGGGAAUCAGUCCCUAAUGGUCUAUGCCGGCAGUUAUCCUGCAUACAUCUCCGUACCCAAGACAUAUCGGACCCCUUUGGGGCAAGUGCCUACAUUUUCGCUUGUAUUGGACUUCAAUAGAGGGAAGCUGCGCAAUAUCCUCUGGAAAAACGAAGAUUGCAAGACUUGUGAGAAGCAGUACUGCUUCAACAACAGGAAUUGUGCAGUGCCCCAGGCUACUUGUGACCAGUCCAGAGGAACAGAUCCAAACCGCUGCAGAUUGGCGCUUCAAGUGGCCUUCUCCGGCACCGAUAAGAACAUGGUGCCUAUGCAGUCGUGGUACCAAAUUGCCCAGCUGAAACAGUACUCGAUCACAGGUUUGUAUGGGCAGGCAGUGGAUAAUUUCAAUGCUGCCAUAGGCAACGUUGUGGACAAUGCAAACGCAAUCACAAACCCUUGAAUUACUGCUUCGUCUAACCUACGGUAUCUGCUCGCCUCUUGAUUGUUGAAUCCUCACAAGCUACACCAUCUUGAUGAAAGGUUCAUUAGAAGUACGAACUCAGCUAUCAAUGUUUUUGGGUGUGCUUUAAGUGGUGCCCUUUGCACGACCGUCCUUAGCACCG